Meloidogyne enterolobii is the source of this 1575-nucleotide messenger RNA. The record is from the annotation of a GenBank genome assembly. NCBI's taxonomy places the organism in Eukaryota, Metazoa, Nematoda, Chromadorea, Rhabditida, Meloidogynidae.
AUGUCAAAAUUGCGUUUCUAUCUGGGUACUAAAUUUGAUAAAUUACUCCGUGAAGAAAAAUUGAUAGAAAAAUAUGAAUAUUUUUCAAUUCCUUUAAAUAUUAAAAAAUUUGAUGAUGCGUUGAAAGAACGUUUAAACGUCUUGUCAGAAUAUGUACAGGAAAAAGAAAAAAAUAAAAAAGAAAAUGAAAAAUCGUUUUUGAAAUAUGAUGCAAAAAUUUUGGACAUUAAUACUGUUAAUGAGAAGCCACUGGCUAUUUUGGAUAAAGUUUAUAAAGGGAAAAAUUUUGAAAUUCCUUUUGAUUUGAUUUUCUGUGAUUUUGAAAAGCAAAUGAAAUAUGGUGUUGUUAUCGUCCACAAAAAAGAUUUUAACAACAGAAUAUUCAAGGAAGAUCAAAACAUGAUAAUUAAGACAAAUUCGAUUGAUUCUAGUUUAUUAAAAAAAUUAGAAACAUUGAAGAAGGAAUCAUUUUUCCUUUCUAAACAGAUUAGACAACGUUAUUAUAAUCUAGAAUAUUUGAUUAAAAAUGGUAUGAAAAAGGUCGAAAAUAAUUUUCAAAAUUUUUUGACCAGAACGGGCAAAGUUUAUGCAACACGACCCGAUGCAAGACUUGUAUCUCCUUCCGGGAUUGUAGAAAAUAUUUCUGUCCAAAUAUUUGAGACAGAGACAACAAUACAAAUUCAGUCAGAAAUACCCAUGGCAAUUGUUGAAUUAAUUGAAGAAGUUAAAAAUGAAAGGGAGGAAUUGAAAGAGAUGAAUGAUGAGGAAUUUAAAAUGAAAUGGAAAGAAUCAAUUAUUGAAGAGGCAAAAUACAAAAAUGAUAAAGAACUUAACGAAAAUUUAAAGCCGAUAAAAAACAAACAACAGAAGAUUCUGGAUGAAGAAUUAAAAGAAUUAAAUGGCAAACAUAUGGGAACAGAGAUGCGAAUAAAAUUUAUAAAACAAAAUUUUGAAAAGUCAGAAAAAUUGAAGAAAAAACAAUUAAAAGAGGUGAAAAAUUUGCAAGAGAAAAGUGACAAAAUUAUGAGCAAGAUAUGGGAAAUAAAAGACGAAAUGAAUCACGGAUUUAAGGAAGAAUUAGACAAAAUAAGCUACAAAAAUGAGAAGAUAUUGGAAGAAAAACUAGGAGAGAUUAAAGUUGAAAAUGAUAAAAUUUUGGAAGGAGACAUGGAAGACGAACGUAAACAAAUGUUAGAAAAAUAUGAUGAUUUUAUUGUUGAAUUAAAAGAAGAAUGGUUUAGAGCUGUUUUUAAUCAUGUAUUUAAGGGAUACAAAAGUGGAGACAAAAAGAAAGUGAUAAUUAAAUUAGGCAAGGAAAUUGAAGAGGAAAAGAAAGGAGAAGCAAGUACUAGCUAUGAUAUUGAAACAAUUGGAAAAAACGAACAUAUUCUUUAUUUUGACACAAACAGUUUAAUUGGAAAAACAUUUUUGUUAAAAAUUUAUGGAAAAGAAAAUGCAGUAAAAUUAGUUAAAGGAAGAAAAGAUUCGGCAAUUUUUGUGAAUAUAAACGAUGAAGCACGUAAAGAAAAUGACGAAAAAAUUAAUAAAGGCAUGCUUAUUAAGAUUAAAGUGUAA